AUGUUAGACACUUUUGAGAUUCUCACCACCUCAGGCGUGGUGCUGUGGUCCCGAACCUAUGCGCCCAUCAGCCCUGCCAUCGUCAAUCACUUCAUCGCUGACGUCUUCAUCGAGGAGAAAACCGCUUCUGCCGGCGCAAAGGACGACCAGAUCACUUCAAGCAAUCCACCCUACAAAUACGACCAGCAUACUCUCAAGUGGACAUUCGUCAAGGAGUUAGGCAUAAUUUUUGUUGCUGUCUACCGCUCCCUCCUUCAUCUGUCAUGGGUUGACAAACUUGUCGAUAACCUCAAGACAAUCUUUGUGGACCUCUACGGAGACCAACUGAAGAAGCCGAACACCACACUUGUGCACUGCCAUAAGUUUGACGAAUACUUUGACCAACAAUACCAAGAACUUGAGUCCAGAGGUUCCGCCAAUGGCGCGCAGGUCGCAGGCACGUCUUUCUCAUUCGAGGAAGACACAGUAUCCGGAAACAUAGGGGAUGAGCCGCCACUUCCGCCCGGCCUUAAACAACGGACGAAGCCGCAUGUCAAAGAUGUAUCACCUCCCUCCGAAACGACGUCAGUUGCAACCCCUAAUGCCUCCCGGCCCUCGACACCUAGUGGGGGUAGUCAUUUACUAGUCGGUAAAAAUGGGCCCAUGACGCGCAUGUCUCGGAAGGCUAGGAAGAUGCAGAACACCAACUCGGCGCCAGCAUCUUCAGGCGACGAGGCGCCAUCGAGAAAGGGGAAGAAGGCACCUAAAAGGGGUCGGAGAUGGGAUGCUGACGGGUUUGCCGAUGAAGAAGAUGACGUGCAGUUGGAUUACUCUGCUGCCCAGCACACAUUGACGAGCGAUAGUGAGGUUGAGGCGGGUCGUUCGACAGCUAUCGAGGGUGUCGAUUCUACGAGCUGGGGCACAACAACCUCAAAAGGACAAUUUGUGCUGAGAGAUUUAGGCGACGAAGUACACUCGAUUCUGAAGUCAGCUGAGGAAAAGAAUGCUGCGUCGAGCACGGCGCCCAAGGGGGGACUCGUUGGCUCAGGGUUGAGUACAAUAGGCGGACUGUUUCGCAAUGUGGUGGGAGGUAAAACUUUGACGAAAGAAGACCUUGACAAAGCCAUGAAAGGCAUGGAAGAUCACUUACUCAAGAAGAACGUCGCUCGUGAAGCCGCUAUUCGCCUUUGCGAAGGCGUAGAGAAGGAACUCUUAGGUGUAAAGACGGGAAGCUUCGAGAGUAUUAAUGCACGCAUAAGCAAGGCAAUGGAGUCUUCGUUGACCAAGAUGCUAACGCCAACCUCGUCCUUGGAUCUCCUACGUGAGAUUGACGCUGUCACGAGACCUUCGGCGACGUCUAUGCGCAAGCGCAGGCCCUAUGUCAUCUCCAUUGUAGGUGUCAAUGGUGUGGGCAAGUCCACAAACCUGUCGAAGAUCUGUUUCUUCCUGCUGCAAAACAAGUAUAAGGUUCUUAUCGCGGCCGGAGACACAUUCCGAUCGGGUGCUGUCGAGCAACUGAAGGUCCAUGUGCGUAAUCUAAAGGAACUGACAGAACGAGAGGGUGGCAAAGUCGAGAUCUUCGAGAAGGGAUAUGGCGGCGAUGCAGCCACAGUUGCCAAGGAUGCGGUACGAGAGGCCGCAAGUGAAGGUUACGAUGUUGUUCUCAUUGAUACUGCGGGACGUCGGCACAAUGACCAGCGUCUGAUGUCGUCUCUGGAGAAGUUCGCCAAAUUUGCUCAACCGGACAAGAUUCUGAUGGUUGGCGAGGCACUUGUGGGAACAGACUCGGUUGCUCAAGCUAGAAAUUUCAACUCAUCAUUCGGACCCGGACGACAUCUCGAUGGUUUUAUCAUCUCCAAGUGCGACACAGUGGGCGACAUGGUGGGAACGUUGGUUAGUAUUGUACACGCCACCAAUGUCCCGGUCUUGUUUGUAGGCGUCGGGCAGCACUACUCGGACAUCAGAAACUUUUCGGUCAAAUGGGCUGUAGAGAAGUUGUUGAGUAGUAGUUAAGUCGUCGAUAUUAAUUCUCUUUAAUAGGUCGUCUCUAUCCGUUCCCUUGUCUACUCCAGCGUCUGUGAUAUGUCUGAAUUGGCCAUGCGAAUGCUUUGCAGACGCCAUCAAUAUUCUAGGGUUUAAGCUGUGUCCUCAUGUUUGUAAACGCAAGCGUCACUUAGCGCAAGUCUUAGCUAUGUAAAACUGGAACUCGCUGUCCCCCCAAUGUAUUCAUGCUGUUGUUAACUCUUUA
Messenger RNA from Xylaria bambusicola, 2227 nucleotides. Its product is annotated as SRP54-domain-containing protein. The coding region runs from base 1 to 1992 and encodes 663 amino acids. Gene Ontology annotation, molecular function: GTPase activity; GTP binding; signal recognition particle binding. The transcript is spliced from 3 exons. NCBI's taxonomy places the organism in Eukaryota, Fungi, Ascomycota, Sordariomycetes, Xylariales, Xylariaceae. Gene Ontology annotation, cellular component: endoplasmic reticulum membrane; signal recognition particle receptor complex. Gene Ontology annotation, biological process: SRP-dependent cotranslational protein targeting to membrane. The record is from RefSeq and is a predicted model, not a curated record.